UUAGUUGAAACAUUCACAAUGGAAAGAAGCCAUUUUAUAAAAUGCAACCAUUUUCAUGAACACAUUUUUCUUUUUAGAAAUCUGUGGUAAGACACUAAUAAAGGUCUGAGGGAGGAAUUGAUCACUGAGAAGGAUUAAUUAUUAUUUCAAGCAAUAUAUUUUAUUUGGAUUUUACAAUGGCAGAAGAAUUGCGAUUAGUGUUGUUAGGAGGAUUUCAGAGUGGUAAGAGUAAUGUGGCACACUCCUUUUUAAACGUUAAAUGUGAUUCUGAUCAAACGACCACACAGUGUGUGAAGAUGGAAGGAAACAUAAAUGGCAGGAAAAUAAUUCUUGUGGACACCCCAGGCUGGAGGAACUGUUAUCAGUUAUGUGACACCAUGGAGCGCCUGAAAGAUGAGCUUGUUCGGAGCACCAGUAUCUGUCCACUGGGACCUCAUGCUUUCCUGCUGGUGAUAGAGGUUGAUUUUGCUUUCUCAGAGAAGCAUAGGAAAGUAGCCGAGGGUCACAUGCAGUUCAUUAGUGAAGACGUCUGGGAUCAAACCAUUAUAGUCUUCACAAAACUCCAACAUUUGGGUGACAAAACUAUAGAGCAAUAUGUAGAACGUGAAGGGGAAAGCUUGCAAAAGCUUACGCAAAAAUGUGGAAACAGAUAUGUUGGCUUUGACACUGACCUGAAUAGAGAUGGUUCCCAGAUGAAAGAGCUAUUUAGGCAGAUAGAGAAACUUGUUGCUGAAAACAACGGCCGUUCUUUUAAAGCUGAUGCAAAAAGACUGAUUGAUUUGGAGACUAAAAUAAAAAAUGUGGAAGAGAGAGCAUCUGCCAGAGCACAACAAGUUUUGGAGAAGAGAAGAAAACUGGAAGAAAUAAAAAGGAAUGCCGCAGAAGCCGAGCAUGAUGGAUCACCUCUGAAUAUUGUGCUGCUGGGAUGGGUCCUGUCUGGCAAGACAUUGGCUGGCAGUCUCAUCUUGGGAGAUGACGUUUCAUUUGACAAGACUUUGAAGUGUGUCAGAACACGUGGAGAAGUGAACGGAAGAAAGGUCACUAUAGUGGACACGCCAAGCUUUUGGAAAUUUCUUCCGUAUCAACUGAACGCAGAUUCUGUGAAUACUGAGAUAUUGAAGGCAAUGGAUCCUUCCCCUGAUGCAAUCCUCUUGGCUAUACCUUCAGUCACGUCGUUUUUAGAAGAGCAGAUGGAAAUCAUAUUAGAAAACAUGAGACCACUUGGUGAAAAGGUUUGGAGGCAAACCAUGGUGCUCUUCACAUGUGGAGGAAGAUUGGGAAACAAACCUAUUGAGUACCACAUUGAAAGUGAAGGGGACGCCCUUGUGCGACUCGUGGAGAUGUGCGGGAACAGAUAUCAUGUGUUUGAGAGCUUGAGCAUGAGAGAAGAUCGCACCCAAGUAGAUCAGUUACUGGAGAAGAUUGAGGAAAUGAUAAGGGAAGGUGCUCUGCUGGAAACAAAUGAUGAACAUCAGGGGAGGAACAAGAAGUCCCAAGAAAGAGAAACCCAAUCUGAGUGGCUUCAAGUUGAGGAUGUCAAAAAAUUACUAAAUGAAGAAUGGGAGAGGAGUAAUGCUAUGAUGAAAGAUAUGUUGAAAACAGUGAGCCACCAAAGAUUUGUCAGAACAGGAAGAAGUUUAGAUGAACCUCUGAGUUUAAGAGGAGAAGUGAUAAAUACAAAAUUAUUUAUCAACAAACGCCAGCUGAAAGAUGCAAUUGAGAGGGAAUGGAAUCGUCAGGAAGCAAUAGACAGCUCUAGGAUUCAGUAUAAACUAAAAUGCCUGAAUGCCAAUGCAGAGACAUCCUCAUGUGCUGAUGAAGAGGACAUAAAGAUGUCUUUCGCUAAAGUGAAUGAAUGGCAUCAGAAGAAUCAUUUCUCAGACUAUGGAAGUGCAUGUUCCAGCUAUGAAGAACAUGAAUUGCGAUUAGUGUUAUUAGGAGGAUAUCAGAGUGGGAAGAGUAAUGUGGCACACUCCUUUUUAAAUGUUAAACGUGAAUUUGUUCAAAUAACCACAGAGUGUGUGAAGAUGGAAGGAGACAUAAACGGCAGGAAAAUCAUUCUUGUGGACACCCCAGGCUGGAGGAACUGUUAUCAGUUAUGUGACACCAUGGAGCGCCUGAAAGAUGAGCUUGUUCGGAGCACCAGUAUCUGUCCACUGGGACCUCAUGCUUUCCUGCUAGUUAUAGAGGUUGAUUUUGCUUUCUCGGAGAAGCAUAGGAAAGUAGCCGAGGGUCACAUGCAGUUCAUUAGUGAAGACAUCUGGGAUCAAACCAUUAUAGUCUUCACAAAACUCCAACAUUUGGGUGACAAAACUAUAGAGCAAUAUGUAGAAAGUGAUGGGGAAAACUUGCAAAAGCUUACUCAAAAAUGUGGAAACAGAUAUGUUGGUUUUGACGCUGACCUGGAUAGAGAUGGUUCCCAGACGAAAGAGCUAUUUAGGCAGAUAGAGAAACUUGUUGCUGAAAACAACGGCCGUUCUUUUAAAGCUGAUGCAAGAAGGCUGAUGAAUUUGGAGAUUAAAAUAAAAAAUGUGGAAGAGAGAGCAGCCGCCAGAGCACAACAAGUUUUGGAGAAGAGAAGAAAACUGGAAGAAAUAAAAAGGAAUGCCGCAGAAGCCGAGCAUGAUGGAUCACCUCUGAAUAUUGUGCUGCUGGGAUGGGUCCUGUCCGGCAAGACAUUGGCUGGCAGUCUCAUCUUGGCUGAUGACGUUUCAUUUGACAAAACUGUGAUGUGUGUCAGAACACGUGGAGAAGUGAACGGAAGAAAGGUCACUAUAGUGGACACGCCAAGCUUUUGGAAAUUUCUUCCAUAUCAACUAAACGCAGAUUCUGUGAAUACUGAGAUAUUGAAGGCAAUGGAUCCUUCCCCUGAUGCAAUCCUCUUGGCUAUACCUUCAGACACAUCGUUUUUAGAAGAGCAGACGAAAGUCAUAUUAGAAAACAUGAGACCACUUGGUGAAAAGGUUUGGAGGCAAACCAUGGUGCUCUUCACAUGUGGAGGAAGAUUGGGAAACAAACCUAUUGAGUACCACAUUGAAAGUGAAGGGGACGCCCUUGUGCGACUCGUGGAGAUGUGCGGGAACAGAUAUCAUGUGUUUGAGAGCUUGAGCAUGAGAGAAGAUCGCACCCAAGUAGAUCAGUUACUGGAGAAGAUUGAGGAAAUGAUAAGGGAAGGUGCUCUGCUGGAAACAAAUGAUGAACAUCAGGGGAGGAACAAGAAGUCCCAAGAGAGAGAAACCCAAUCUGAGUGGCUUCGAAUUGAGGAUGUCAAAAAAAUACUUAAUGAAGAAUGGGAGAGAAGUAAUGCUAUGAUGAAAGAUAUGUUGAAAACAGUGAGCACACACAAAUUUGUCCGAACAGGAAGAAGUUUAGAUGAACCUCUGGAUUUAAGAGGAGAAGGGAUAAAUACAGAAUUAUUUAUCAACAAACACCAGCUGAAAGAUGCAAUUGAGAGGGAAUGGAAUCGUCAGGAAGCAGUAGACAGCUCUAGGAUCCAGUAUAAACUAAAAUGCCCGAACGCCAGAGCAGAGAUAUCCUCAUGUGCUGAUGAAGAGGACAUAAAGAUAUCUUGUGCUAAAGUGAUUGAAUGGCAUCAGAAGAAUCAUUUCUCAGACUAUGGAAGUGCUUCCAGUUAUGAAGAACAUGACAAGACUGAACAGGAUUUAGACUAAUCAUGAAGACGAUCUGAAAAUGCAUGUUUGGACAAUUUUUAUCAUGCAGUUAUUAUUAUAAAUGCAUGUCAUUUUCGCACUACAUAUUGUACUUUUUAUUAUCUUUCACUUCUUUGAUCCAGUAAUCUGCUUUAACAAGCACUAGCUGGAUGCACACUGUGAGAUUUUGGCCACGAUUUGGCCUCCUGAGACAAAAUUUGCAAACCCUAAAAGAAAACCUCUGAUCCUAUAAGCUAAAAUCUGAAGUCUUUAAACGUUAGUUUGACAUGUUGAUGCCAACAUGCCAAUUCAUUUUACCAUCACAUUUUAAUUGUUGCAAUCAGAAUAUCGCAGUCCUGCAGUGUGACUUCUCCUAUGACAACCAAAAAAACCAUCUUCGUUUUUCAAGAGAAGCCGUGACCAAAUGAACGUUAGAGAUUUAUUUGUAGCACCAUUUAAAUCCCGCGUGUAACGCAGCUCACUGUCACCGAACGUGUCUUUGAUGUUAAACUCCAGACGAUUUUUCUUGUGUGCACUUGCUUUUUAAUGCGUCUUGACUGUCGUACAGUCUAACAUUAAUGACAACUGAGAUCUUACAGUGUCACAUGGCUUACAGAGAUGAUCACGUUCGUUCAGUCUGAAAAGCAACAAUCGUAAAGGACGAUAAUAAAUGUUAACAUGUAAUAAAUGUUGCUGUUUGAGCAUAAACAACAUCUGCAAAGUUACGACGCUCAAAGUACAAAGCAAAGUGAGAUAUUUUC
Messenger RNA from Pimephales promelas (fathead minnow), 4411 nucleotides. The record is from RefSeq and is a predicted model, not a curated record. Lineage: Eukaryota; Metazoa; Chordata; Actinopteri; Cypriniformes; Leuciscidae.